AUGUCGCCAGUGAGAGGCGAGAAACCAGAUCUCACCACAGCCUUAACGACGAAUAAUCCCGAAGUCCCAAUCCAAAACCCAAUAUCCCUCGAAACGAGCGUUUUAGAUAACGCAUACUUCCGCUACUCCACCGGGCUGGACCCCGAAGCUGGGAAUACCUUUGUGAUGCCAGUUCCAGAAGGCAGCGUUACUUUUAGUCCCGCGAAACGGUGUCAGAGCACGCAUUUGGGGGAUGGGGGUGAUGAGGGUGUCGAUGAAGAUACAGGUGGCGGACCUUAUGCUGAUGGGUUUCAAAAUUCUGCGGUAGGUGAUGACGAGGUUUAG
Messenger RNA from Glarea lozoyensis ATCC 20868, 324 nucleotides. RefSeq lists its product as uncharacterized. Bases 1 to 324 code for a protein of 107 amino acids. Lineage: Eukaryota; Fungi; Ascomycota; Leotiomycetes; Helotiales; Helotiaceae. The transcript has 2 exons. The record is from RefSeq and is a predicted model, not a curated record.